Durusdinium trenchii is the source of this 1233-nucleotide messenger RNA. Lineage: Eukaryota; Dinophyceae; Suessiales; Symbiodiniaceae. The record is from the annotation of a GenBank genome assembly.
AUGGCACAGCAGGCAAAGCACAUUCGUCCCACAGAGCUCAAUAGGGUCACCUAUGAGGAUGUUUUCACCAUGUGGAAGAGCCUCUUGGGUGUCUACGGCAUCGGCGAACUAGCUAACAUGAGCAACUUCCAGAACGAAAAUAUCCGGGAGCUCUUGAUGAAGCUGGCAGUUGUUUGGGCUGACAGCCCCCUACAUCUCGAGGUGGUGAUGGAAACCAUCCAAAUUUUGACGGUAUUCUCCUGCAUGACAUUCAAAUGCCAGCUCGACGGGGAAGGGGUUCUGGAGUGCUCCAGCUUUCGAUUGAGUUGCUGGGUGGAAGACUCGGAAGUUUGCCCAGUUCCAAAACCACAGGCAUCGACUCCUUUGCGCAUCAAGCUGAGCGCUUUUCUCACGACCCCAGAAAUGAAAGAGCUUAUUCUGAGGGAGGUGGGCUUGGCUUUGGGGCAACUUGAAUCCCUAUGUGCACUCGCGGAAUUGACUCCACAAUUGCUGGGCCGAUUCCAGAUUUGCUUUAGUUUGCUGGAUGAUGUGCAAACCGUCCUCGAGCUUGGCACCGGUUGCGGAUACUCAGCCAUCCGCUUGGCCCGGGAACCCGGCUUUGCGGCUUCAGCUUUGCCCGUGCAGCUGGAGACGGUGGAGGACACGCCCAACGUACUGCCCGGAGUUUGCGUCACCGGUUUUCUCUUUCCUCUGGCAGCUAUGUCCAACCUCAACGAUCGCAUCAAAGUGUGGAUUGGCAAGACUGCUGUGGUCCUUCCCAGGCUGGGCGGGCGCUUUCACGCCGUCGUGUGCGAUCACGCAGGCAAAAAUUUCUUGCCAGACCUGCUGUUCUUGCAACACCAGCACUUGCUGCCAAGGGCCGUGGUGCUGGCGAACCAUGUGCUGAAGCCUGGCGCGCCGGAAUUCUUGUGGGAGGUCACCAGGCAUCCGACCACGCAGGUGGUGUCGGUGCCCGAGUUUGAGCAACCGCCCCUGGAGGAUUGGAUGUCCGUCACCGUCCUCACCAGGCCCUUGCAAAAUGACCCACCAGCAGGUGUGCUGGACUUGGUGGAACUCAGUGCUGGCAUUCUGGACCGUGCCAGCGACACGCGCAGCCGCGGGCGGCAGUUGGGCUCUGUGGAUGACUGGAAGGACUUUGUUGAGGACAUGAAGUUGGGUUUGGGCGACCUGGGAAUCCAAGCCACUGCCCAGCAUGGAGCCGAUCCGCCGCCAAAAUGUGUGCGUUGCGACUGA